CCCUUUCCCUGUCCCCUCCCAGAGUGUCAGUUGGAGGGUGGGUCAUUAUGGGAUGAGAGCGGAGCCUGGCUGAGAAGCCAGUGUUGCCACAGCCAGGCAGAGAGCACUAGGCUGAGCUGGAGGAGGAGGCAGAGGAAGAGGUGGAGGAGGAGGGAAAGGGGUCAGCAGCAAGGGGCCUUGAGCCCACCUUGGUGGCACCAUGCCCCUAGCCACUGCUAAGGUGGCAUCGCGGCUGACCCAAGGGGUGACGGCAAAGAGAGCUGCAGUGGCGCUGCUGGUGGCUGCAUACGGUGCCAAGAAGUUGUAUCCCAUCCUCAGGAGACAGUGGGCCACCUCUGAGCUCCGGGCAAGCUCAAACAGCAGCCCCAGUGCCAAUGGAUCACCAACUAAGUGGGAGACGCCAAGUGAGGCAGCUGCGGCAUCACCACCCGGGGUCAAUAGAGUCUUCUUCCUGCGCCUCCUGCGCCUCCUGCGGCUUCUGUUUCCAGGGCCACUGUGCCGGCAAACAGGGCUCCUAGCCUUGCACUCUGCCGCCCUUGCCAGCCGCACCUUCCUCUCGGUCUAUGUGGCCCAGCUGGACGGGCGCCUGGCCCGCUGCAUUGUCCGCAAGAACCCACAGGACUUUGCCUGGCAACUUUUGCAAUGGCUGCUCAUUGCCCUCCCAGCCACCUUCGUCAAUAGUGCCAUCCGGUACCUGGAGGGGCAGCUGAGCCUGGCCUUCCGAGGGCGCUUGGUGGACCAUGCCUACCAGCUGUACUUCCAAGGCCAAACCUACUACCGGGUCAGCAACAUGGACGGGCGCCUGCGCAACCCAGACCAAUCUCUCACCGAAGAUCUGGUGGCCUUUGCCAACUCGGUGGCCCAUCUCUACUCCAACGUGACCAAGCCAGUCCUUGACCUCAUCGUGACGUCCUACACCUUGGUCAGUUCGGCCAGAUCCAAGGGGGCCGACACUGUCUGGCCCUCGGUUAUCGCCGGGCUGGUGGUGGGCAUCACGGCCAAGGUGCUGCGCGCCUGUUCACCAAAGUUUGGGCAACUGGUGGCCGAGGAGGCCCGCCGGAAAGGAGAGCUGCGUUACAUGCAUUCCCGGGUGGUCGCCAACUCUGAAGAGAUUGCCUUCUAUGGGGGGCACAAGGUGGAAUUGUCACUCCUAAGGCACUGCUAUCGUGAGCUGGCCUCCCAGAUCAAUGUAUUGCUCCUGGAGAGACUCUGGUAUGUCAUGCUGGAGCAGUUCCUCAUGAAGUAUGUGUGGAGUGCUGCCGGGUUGGUCAUGGUGGCUGUACCAAUUAUCACUGCCACUGGCUACUCUGAGACUGACUCGGAGGCAGUGAAGCAAGCGGCUUUGGAAAUGGAGGAGCAAGAGCUAGUGAGCUUGAGGACCGAAGCCUUCACCACCGCCCGAAGUCUGCUGACUGCAGCAGCAGAUGCAACAGAGAGGGUCAUUUCAUCUUACAAAGAGGUGACUGAAUUGGCUGGCUAUACUGCCCGGGUAUAUGAGAUGUUCCAAGUGUUUGAAGAUGUGCAACAUUGCAACUUCCGGCGUCCUGGAGAGUUUGAGAAGGGGCAGCCUGGUACAGGGACAACAAGGCAGCAUGGCGUACGGGUGGAAGGACCUCUCCAGAUAAGAGGACGUGUGGUUGAUGUGGAUAAUGGCAUUAUCUGCGAGAACAUCCCCAUCAUCACACCUACAGGAGAUGUGGUGGUCGCGAGCCUCAAUAUCCGAGUGGAGGAAGGCAUGCAUCUGUUGAUCACAGGCCCAAAUGGCUGUGGGAAGAGCUCACUGUUCCGAAUUCUGGGUGGACUCUGGCCGACGUAUGAUGGCAUCCUCUAUAAACCUCCACCCCAUCGGCUGUUCUACAUUCCACAGAGGCCAUACAUGUCUGUGGGAACCCUGCGGGAUCAGGUGAUCUACCCAGACACAGCAGCAGACAUGGCAUGCAAAAGAAUGACAGAUGCCAAUCUGGAGCAGAUUCUGGACAUUGUCAACCUCAACUACAUUGUGCAGCGUGAGGGAGGCUGGGAAGCAGUCAGCGACUGGAAGGACGUGCUUUCCGGUGGCGAGAAGCAGCGAAUGGGGAUGGCACGAAUGUUCUACCACAGGCCACAAUAUGCUCUCCUGGAUGAAUGCACCAGUGCAGUCAGCAUUGAUGUAGAAGGCAAGAUCUUCCAGGCAGCAAAGGAUGCUGGGAUAGCCCUACUCUCCAUCACCCAUCGACCUUCAUUAUGGAAAUACCACACCCAUCUCCUCCAGUUUGAUGGGGAAGGGGGAUGGCGUUUUGAAAAGUUGGACCCUGCGGCCCGCCUGUCCCUCCGGGAAGAGAAGCAGCGCCUGGAGCAGCAGCUGGCUGGCGUCCCCGAAAUGCAACAGCGUCACAAUGAACUCUGCCAAAUCCUGGGAGAAGACACAACAGCCUCUGUGGCAGUGGAACAGGUUUAAAGUGUGGAUGCCCUGAAAUGUCCACUUCCAGCUCAGUCUUGUGCUCAAUAAGAGGGAUCCUGGUCGCUGUGCUUUACUCUCAGGAGCUGCACACGGAGGGACCGGGAUCACCCCAGCUCAAUGAAGGAACAAUCCUGUUUUUCCCCUUAUUGGGGCAGUACUCAUUUCUGGCACCUAUUUUCUGUGCACUUAGUAACCUUCUCUCACACCCUGCCUUGGUUCAGGGUAGGGAGGGGGGUCAGUUUAUACUGCCAAGCAUCUAUGAACUCUGCCCUUCCAUAUGGGAGCUAGCUUCCUAUAAGCACAGUGCCUAAAUAUUCCCCAAAGCUCCCUGUCCAGUGUGAAUCUGAUGCCCCACUGCCAGCUCAUCUUCUGUGUCUGCUGAUGUUUCAGGGAGGCCUCCCUCCAGCACCCAUCACUAUCUUUUUACAAGGAUUGGCAGUAUGCUUGGGCAGGUUCUGGCCUUUCCAAACCAAAAUGACUGCACAAAGUUUUCAACAUGAAUCAAAGCCAUGAAUGUAGCUCAUGCAACUCUCAUCCCUUUGCUGCCUUCUUCACCUGACCUCCACUUUUUGCCACUGCUAGUCUACAGAAUCUAGUUGGACUGUGUGAUGCUGAAAUCCUGGGCUACUUGGGAUCCAACUUGAGCGUGGGGCAGGGGGCCCAGUAAGUUAAGAAAACAUUGUUCUAUGCUCAAUGUUUUCAGCUGUCCUCUAUGAACCCCUGCUGUUCCUUAGAAGACCAAAGGCAAAAAGUUCCACAUUUAAACAGGUAUGUCCAUACUGUCCCACAGCAGGACUCCAAUCUGAGACUCAUUUUAAGUGUGUUCUUUGGGUGCCAUAGUUCCAAUUUGCUUGGCACCCAUAUAUAUGUAUGUGUGUGUAUGUGUGUAUAUAUACAGACACACACACAUAUGCAUACAUACAUUCACACAUACAUAUAUAUAUAACACCCUGGAAACUACUCUCAGAAGAGAAACUUAAGCGGCAAAGAGGUCUUACAGCAAGUUGUUUUUGAAAACCACUGUUCUAGGACCACUUGAGACACACAUACUUGAUCACAGUGCCACUUGAAAUAUCCAUACCUUUACAGCAACCUUGUCCACAUUUUUUUUUUAGUCUUGAACUUGAAUGCUUCUUUAUCUUGCCAAAGUAAUGGGUGAGUGUCCCCAAAGAUAUGCCCUAGAGAGAAUGCAGUGCCAUUUGUGCACUGUUGUUGGACAUUGUCAUUUCAAAUAUGCCAGUCCUUCAAACAUAAAAGCGGAUACAGGAACUCUCAACCCUUGUCUAGAGCAGGCUAUAUAGAUAGGAGCUUGGAAAAGCUGAUUUGGAGGACUGCUUUCCUGAGAAUUCUUGGAGUUGUAGUCCAAAAAAGCAACUUUUCCUUCUAAUUCAGAAAUAUUUUUACGCGCAAAUGAGGGGACCUGCACCAAUGAAGUUACAUUUAUUCAGCUUUCUAGUAUUUCUCCACAUAAAGAGGGCAGCAACUUGUCUUUUUCCCCCCUCUUCCUAUUGUGUGUGAUGUUACUGACAACGGGGUAAGGCAAGGGAAAGAAGAAACCACAUUUCCUUUUUUUAGAAAAUGGUUGUGCCUCCUCCCAUGUAAUUUUGGCAGUAUAUCUUCACACAGAUGCUUCUGUUUUCAAACAAACAAACCCUGCGCUGUCCUGCAACUCAUGAAGGUUGUUGUGUUGCUUUUGUUGUUUGAAUACUUGCUACCAGUUGUGUUUUCCAUGUGAAGGAACAGAUCAGCAACCUAACUGUGAUCUGCUAUAGCAUUUGCUGUAGCUAUAAAAGAGACCCUUUCUGCAAUUCUGAGAUGCUGGCUUCAGGGGUCAUGAUUUGAGUUGACAAAGUGCAGAAAGCUUGAUAUUUGCACCUUGCUGACCUUUUUCUCUCAGCUCUGCCAUUUUGCACGCAUGUUUCACAUGAAGCCAUUGCUGCUGUUCCAGAGUGUGCUUCUCCCUGGGUGCCACUUCUGUUUUAAGUGAGAAAAAUGGCUGCUAGUGAAAACAAGUGAACUCACAUCCUGUUUCUUUUUUCUGAGGAAUUAAUCCUAUAGGGCUGGCAUCUGUAUUCAAAACACUUGGGCCUGAUGAUCACUUCCCCUUCUAUGUUUGGGUCAAGGAAGCCAUACAAAAUGCUAAGUUUAUCAGACGACUCCAGAGCACUGUGGGAAUUUUAGAAAGUUUGCAGCAUUGGAAUGUUUGCAGUUAGGAAUGGGAAUCAUACAACCAUUCAAAUUUCAUUGGAUGGCAGCUCCCAGCAUUGCUCACCAUUGGCAAUGCUAGCUAGGGCUGAUGAAAACGGUGUCAUAAAAAGAAUUUUAUUCCCCACCUUUUUUGCUUUAUGCUAUGAGCAACCAUUAGGGCCCUGCUUAUUGGUCUGUGGUCAGGGGAUACCUUGGGCUUUUAAACCCAUCCAAGCAGGCCUCUGAGCUACUGCCAUGUGUCUUUCCUGCUCUAUUUAGGCAAUUGCUUUCACAGCUUUCUUUGUUGCUAGAAGCAGCAAUUGUCACUCUGGUCCACACAAGGUAAUUUUGUGUGGGCAUAAACACAAAGAAGCACAUAGGCAAAGGGGGAGAGGGCCACCAAGAUGGAUCAUCCUACACUGUUCUGUUACAGUGUCCUCAUGAUUUCAUCACAGCUAAUGCGGGCAAUUGCCAUAUCAACCUCAUGGUUAGUUUUAGAAGCACACGGGCCAGGUCUCUGACCACUUUCAGCUCAGGCUGGGACAUCUUUCAGUGUUGCUCUUGGGCAAAGGCUGCACACAUAGGAGAAUGAGGUGGUGCGAUCCAGAGUGGGUGAAAGAGUCAGUUCAGACUCUCAUUUGAAAAAACAUUUCCUAAGAAAUAUGUGCAAGAGCUUUACUUGCAAACUAAACUGGUGGGGAAUAGAGCAGGCUAGAAUCCUGAUCACUUCUCCCCGAUAUUACUAUUUUUUAUUUGCAGAGAGUCUGCAUAUCUGCCAGCAUUAUAAAAAAAAUCUGGGUUUCCCCAUCUGCAUUUGAGGUUGCCUGUCACUUUUUGCAUAUGCAGUUAUAGCUUUAGGUUUCUUUCAUUUCUGCUUUUUUGAAAAAACAAUUAUAUUUUCAUUCUUUCUUUAGGUCUUGAAAAGUACAUUUGGCAAUGUUGUUUUGUUCCUACUUACUCGCAGCUCCUAGAAGCUCAUUCUUUUAGCUGUCAUUGCUAGUGGGACUAAGGGGGACUUGUGUCUCCUGCUUUCCAAAUUCUGUUGCAGUCCUGAUCAUAGACCCUCAUCUAGCCAACUCCAUCCAAAGCAGUUAAACUGAGCCAUUUUUAGGCAAGUGCAAGCCCACACUACAGUUCCAUUAGGAUCAAGUCUGUCACCUACUUUAUUGUGGCUAUGAAGUUUCCAUGAGACUAUUGGAGCAUACAGGAUUUUGGAGUGGGCUCAAGUUAAAUGUUAGAACUGAGAGAAGAAGGUUCAGCUUGUUUUCUUCUGUGCUUUACUGUACAGGUUCCUAAUUUAUUUAAUUGCAUUUGAUCCUUCUGUCUGUGUUUUGUAAGAUGUUUUUAAAAUGCAUCGUUGAAUCCUUCUGGGGCAAUCUUUUGAGUCUGCCAUCCACUGGAUGCCCUUCCUAGAAUGGAAAUCCCAAGAAGCCAAUAGUAAGUUUUUAUUGCUUUAUUUGGGGGGAUAGAAAACCAAAGUGUGUGCCAUUGAGGUUGAAUGUGUGUCAAAAUUAAGAUUCUCACAGAGGAAUGAUGUUGUCACUAUCUGUCACCUCUGAUGUUAGAAUUUUACAAACUAUGCAACAAAGUUCUCUUUUUUUGUAGCUACAGAACUACCCCACCCUACCCUUUUCUCUUUUCCUCAGUGCCUUUGACCCUGGCAAUAGCCAGGUUUCUUCAGAUAAUAAAAAUAUUAUAUAUCACAAA
Messenger RNA from Anolis carolinensis (green anole), 6334 nucleotides. It is a transcript of the gene abcd1, whose product is annotated as ATP binding cassette subfamily D member 1. The record is from RefSeq and is a predicted model, not a curated record. The transcript is spliced from 10 exons. Lineage: Eukaryota; Metazoa; Chordata; Lepidosauria; Squamata; Anolidae. Bases 200 to 2437 code for a protein of 745 amino acids. Gene Ontology annotation, molecular function: ABC-type transporter activity; ATP binding; ATP hydrolysis activity. Gene Ontology annotation, biological process: fatty acid beta-oxidation; long-chain fatty acid import into peroxisome; peroxisome organization. Gene Ontology annotation, cellular component: peroxisomal membrane.